Molecule: messenger RNA, 1500 nt
Organism: Suillus discolor
Lineage: Eukaryota; Fungi; Basidiomycota; Agaricomycetes; Boletales; Suillaceae
Exons: 11
Coding region: 1-1500 (499 amino acids)
Source: RefSeq, a predicted model, not a curated record
AUGGCCACGACAGUACGUUCAGCUUUGAAGCUUGAAGACUUGUACCUCAUGCAAGCCCCCACAAUCAACCAGCAGAUAGAGUUUCAGGAGCACAGCAUCCCUAUCUGGCCCACACAGCUCCGGCGAUACACCCAGAUAACAAUGCCGGACGUCAUUCCACAUCACAACUAUAACGUCGAGGCCAUGCAGACUGAUUGGGCUCAGUCUCAAAUGCACGGUGAUUGGGAAGAGUUGGACCAUCCAUCAGGAGCUAUAUACCACUAUAACCCGAAAACGGAAUCAUAUGCGGAAAUCAACAUGAGGGAAUUUUCAGAUGCACAGCUCCAGAGACUUGAGUCGUGGAUCAAGGUGUCAAGAUCCAAACUAAAUGGCAGGAAAUGGUUGCUAGUAGUCGAGCCGCUCCGAAUGAGAGGAAUAGACAUCUAUACAUACUACUACGUGGUCCCGGAGAGAAGGGUCAUUGCCUGGCUAGAACCGGUGGAUGGCUAUAUUCUUUUCCAGGAAUGUACGACGGACUCGAACUGGAAGCUCAAUACUGGUGAGCUAAAGGUCACCAUUCUGAUGGAAGCAAAUGUUUCUAAUUGCACCAGGAAACACGUUGAGUACUUCCCCCACGGGAUCGACAUACCUCUCCAGGAUGUCAGGACUUUGCACAUUAAGUUGAAUUGGUAUCGCGUGGAAGCAUCCACCAUGGAACACUCAAUGGCGGCUUCAAUAUUUUGGAAACCCGACGAAAUGAAGGAAAUGGCCGCUGAGCUGGCCGCUAGGACUUUGCAAGAUAUGAUGGAGCUAUGGAUGGAACAUGUACCGUCAUCUAUGACAUUUCCUGAUCGAAUAUUCAAAGGCCAUCACGAAUACCUAAAUCACCAUGGCCAACCCGAAGCGCGCUUGAUGCGAAUGCACUCAGUGACCGGGAAAUGUGGGCCCCUCAAAAAGUCUCCCUUCCUGACUGGCGCUGCAGUCGCUAUGUUUUGGAUUCCAUUCAUAAUGCUAGACCGUCUUAAACAUGUUUAUGUCGAUGGCCUCAUAAAUGGGGUGGACAUCAGGAGAUUUACUGAUGAUUUCAGCACCCAGGCCAAAGCUCAAACUACCGUGGCAAGUGUCAUUAUGGCGGUCAACGCCAGCAUCCUUGCAGUUCCAGGUUUAGGCACACAACUGGCUACGAAGGCGUUGUGUUCCAUCUCUUUCGUUCUCUGUGUCUAUUGCAUCGUUGGGUGCAUGAUUGCACAACAAUUGGUUCAGAGAUUGAGAUACCUUGACUUUUCAGCAUAUUACUUACAAGAGGAGAUGGGCACUUUUGCAAUCCUUGCGAGUAUACCGAUGUUCACAUUUCUGAUGAGUUUGGCAUUUGCCAUCAUUGGAGUUCUAGCAGGGAUCUUCACCGUUGGAUUUGGCCUUCCCUUGUCCACAAGGAUCGGAUGCGGGCUGAUCCUCAUUGUUGGGGGAGGGCUUGUGAUUCCAUUGACGAUGGCCAGCUUUGGGCCUGGACUGAUCCAAUGA